This is a messenger RNA of Lampris incognitus (smalleye Pacific opah), 1324 nucleotides long. RefSeq names its product tetratricopeptide repeat domain 33 (gene ttc33). Bases 76 to 930 code for a protein of 284 amino acids. The record is from RefSeq and is a predicted model, not a curated record. Gene Ontology annotation, molecular function: protein binding. Lineage: Eukaryota; Metazoa; Chordata; Actinopteri; Lampriformes; Lampridae. The transcript is spliced from 6 exons.
GAGGUCAGAGGCUGCACCAAAACAUAGCUACUGGUAUUUGCAACGCAGGUAUCGGCCGUUGGUAGCGCAUAUACGAUGGCCUCAUUUGGUUGGAAGAGGAAAGUCGGUGAGAAGGUCUCAAAAUCAACAAUACAGCAGUUUGAGGCUGAAGCAGAAGGUGCCGAUGAUAGGGCUUACAAGGACGAUGAGGUGGACUGGCUCCAUGCAAUCAAAAGACGUCGGGAGGUGUUGCUGGGAGAUUGUGCACAUAAGAGCAAGAGACUCAAGGAUGAGGGUGCAUUGCUGGCUGAACAAGGCAGGCACUGGGAGGCCAUAAAGAAGUGGGAUGAGGCCAUUCAGCUCACUCCAGACAAUGCAGUACUGUACGAGAUGAAGUCUCAGUUGGAAUGCUCCCUGGAAAGCAUAGCCAGCAUAGAUCAGUCACUUGUGGCAACAUGUUUUGAGAGACCGAUGUUUGCAGCUGGAGAUUUCAAAGAUAAACCCUUAUCUGAAGCUGUAUUGACCAUCCUCCAGGAAGUGUUCCCAGCUGUGGAGGCAGCAGAGAUGGCAGUGAAGCUGCGUCCCCUCUGGUGGGAAGGUUUUCAGACUCUGGGUCGUGCCCAACUAAGCCUAGGAGAGAUUGAUCUGGCUGUGAGGUCCUUCCAACUUGCAAUACACUUGUGCCCAUCAGAGCUCACCCUGUGGCAGGAGGACUUGGCUUGGGCAUGGAAGCUGCAACAGCAGAAACAGGCAGCAAAAGAGAAGAGUCAACAGGAGGAAGAGAUCCAGAAGCUGAUACUCAAUGCUCCCGAGUUGGACCAGGACUAUGACUUUGAGUCUGAUGAGGUUAUAGCCGCAUGCACAGCUGUAGCUGAAAGACAGAAAAAUUAUGAGGAGUUGAAGAAGGCUACUGUGGUCUUAGACACUGAGGGGAAGAUUAAGAUUAUUUAAUGGAAGGAGAUGGAUCACUGGACACAGCCUCCCCAUUAAAGCAACAGUUUGUCAAAGCACAAGGAUUUUGAACAGCUCUCAGAUAAUGAAAGACUGUCCUGGUUUUAUUGCAAAACCAAGGAUGCAUGUAAUUUCUGAAAGAACUGUUGCGAACUGAAAACAACAGGAAAACCAAUUUAUUGUAAAUGUUAUAAAACAAUCACUAGUUUGAGUCCCUGUCCCAGCUGGAAAAAUGGGAAAUAUGAAAGACUAGCACACUCGGAUCAGUUGCAAAGAGUAGGAGCUGGUAGUUGGACAACACAGUUUCUGAAAAUGAAUGUGUUAAUGUACAGUAAAGCAGGGUGUUGCUAAAAAAUAGAAUGCAUGGUCAAUAAACCCACUCUUGUAAAUAAAA